CGAACAAACGGACGGACUUGAGUACCUCGCAGUCGCGAAAAAAGUGCUUUGUCUACCAGAUCAUAUUCAUAAGGAAGGUGUUGUGGCAAUGGUACCUUCUCCACCACUCUCAAGAAGUGCUUUCCGCGUUUGUUUCUCCACGUGAAAAAGAAACCUACCUCCAAAGAGAGGAAGAAGAAGAAGACGAAGGCGAAAAAGAGGUCUGACGCCUGAGUCGAUUAAUCAGGUCGCCACACACGCCAAAGUGAGUGUACACAUAGAACUGGAGCCAAGAAUAUGUUAAUUAAUCAAACCAAGCCGUGCAUCUAGACCACCCCCCAAAGUGCAUCUUGUCAGUUCCCGGUGCCCACACGGCCAGCAUUUUCACUCAGGUUAAUUGUCGUACCUACCUCCUCCCUCCACCCUCUCCUCACUACUACAUACACUACAUCCAUGUGCCAGUUCUCACUGUCAGCUCCAUAAACGCGCGGUGUGAAGUCAACCAUUGUGCCAAGUUAUUGCUAUCCCGGCUAAUGGAGUGAGCGGUGGCUCCUUUGGCACUCCACGUUCAUUUAUCUCGCGCAUGGCGAUCUUCAGGUUCGUUUGUGUGUGGACCACCCGCUCCAAACCGAGAGGUCCUUUGAUGCGAUUAGGCAGUACAUAGACUAGUGUCCUUUGAGUCCUUUGGAGGCGAUCAUCGGUAUUCCAAAUAUUCAUAACGAGCAUCCCCUCUUUUGAGGGUGAAUGUGUUCUUAAGUGUAGUUUUGCUCACUCACCCUCAGUCCAAGUGUGUGUUUGGGCUGGCUCAAAUGUGUCGAUGAUAGUGCUGAAGAAAGGAGACCAAGAGUGGGGAACAAGAGUCGGAUAUUAGCCAUAAAAGACAUCCUUGACUCGAGGUGGGACAAAUCUUGUUCCAAGCGUGGAAGUGGGUUCGGAUCCCAAACUCAUAUUCAUUGUCUUGGAGUCUUGGAGUGUCGUAAAGAGAGCAGCCAACGAGAGUGCCACAAAACGGGUUCGUGUGGGGGAGGAAGAACCAGAAGAAGUGCUUGUAUUGCAAUUAUACCGUGAAACAAGGUCAUCCGGAUUAAUCUCGAGAUGGAGCAAUAAUAACAAUAAUCUCUCUUCUGUUGAACUUUGUGGAACAAUACCAAGUGGAUCCUACUCCAUUGGAUCCUUUGUCAGUUGUCACGACGCUCAACAAUGGGCCAAGAGUAAUAAUAGCAACCCCAAAAUACCGUCAAGACGCCGAGGAUAAUCAAAUAAUCGGUUCGGUUAACUAUGCAACCACAUCAACUAGAGGGUGGCAAGAAUCCACAUCAAGGUCAAGAUCCUCAAUAUCAGCAGCAACAUCACCAUCAACAGCAACAACACCAACCACAACACCAACAUUACCCAAUUCAACCGCGACAGAUUCAGCACGCGCCCCCACCAUCUUUUAUUAUCCAAGCGGACGAAGGCCAUAUUCCAGUGACCCUACCAGUGAACGUAAUCUCGAAUCCCGUAACCAGCCAAGCAGGCCCUCCGCCAAUCCCAGUAAUGCCCCCAGCUGGUGGUGGCGUUGUAUACCAGCCCCCAUCGCCUUCGUUCACUCCUCCUCCGCCAAUUGUCGCUGUUGAUUCUCCCUCUAACGGCAACCGGUCAGGUCCACGACACAGACCUAAGGCGUCCCGCCCAUCUUUGGCAGACGAAGCUAAAGAGGCGGUCUUGGGUGGCAUAUCCCAAACAAAGAAGUACUUCCAACAACACAGCAACCAGCAACGACAAAGCCUUUUGGUCACGGAAUCGAAGCAGAACGGCAUGCACAACGGCAGUAUAAGCGGAAAUGUCGGUGUAAUUGGAGCUGAUGAGUCAGACAAUGGAAUUGGAUUGUGCGGCUGGCUCCUGACUGCCAUUUCUUGGGGACUGGUGAUUGUCACACUGCCAUUCUCCCUCUGUGUUUGCUUCAAGGUUGUUCAAGAAUACGAGCGGGCAGUCAUAUUCCGACUCGGUCGAUUGUUAUCCGGAGGAUCCAGAGGUCCAGGCAUAUUCUUUAUCAUGCCUUGCGUUGACAACUACACCAAGGUGGACCUGAGAACAACUGUCAUUGACAUUCCCCCUCAAGAGGUGCUCACCAAGGAUUCUGUGACGGUCUCCGUGGAUGCGGUCGUCUAUUAUCGAGUGUCAAAUGCCACGGUGUCCGUGGCCAAUGUGGAGAAUGCGCACCACUCCACACGACUUUUGGCACAAACCACCCUACGAAACAUCCUGGGUACCAAGAACCUUCACGAGAUCCUCAGUGACCGUGAAAGCAUCUCCGGGUCCAUGCAGACUGUCUUAGACGAGGCCACCACUGCUUGGGGUAUCAAAGUGGAACGAGUGGAAAUAAAAGAUGCUCGUCUACCGGUUCAACUUCAAAGAGCCAUGGCUGCCGAGGCUGAGGCCGCUCGAGAAGCCAGAGCUAAGGUGAUUGCCGCCGAAGGAGAGCAAAAGGCGUCUCAAGCUUUAAAAGAAGCGUCCAUAAUCAUUUCGGAAUCCUCUUCAGCUCUACAACUGCGAUAUUUACAGACCUUGAAUUCGAUUUCGGCGGAGAAGAAUUCGACGAUCAUUUUCCCGCUUCCAAUUGACUUCAUCUCCCAUUUCCUCAAGGACAAGGGUUCGGACAACAAGAAGAAGGAUUAAGGUGGACAGACCUCCCUCGACCAUCUUGUUCAUUAUGGUUCUAUGAACUCCCCAAUAAAAAUUUAUAUACGGACUCACGAUCUCUGCAUUCGCUCAAUAAUGGACUGUGUAGUACCGCCCGCGUAAUAUGAAAAUUAACUCCAAUAAUAUGAAACCCCCGCCCUUUCGUCUACUACAUACAAUGGAGGCCUGGAUUUGUUCGUGUCCACAUCGAUCUCUGCUCAGUCGAGCGAGUGAAUCAAGGAUGAUGAUUAAAUGUUUGUGCUGCGUGUACGUAGGUAAAUGAGUGCAUUCGGACGAUUUCAAGAAGAGUGCAGCCAUGAUAACGACAACAGAAAAGACCCCACCACCACCACCACGAAAUGGGCGAGUAUUCAAGAUUAUGUUUCCGAAUGAGAACACAAUUUAAAUAUCACCAUCAUCGCUAGUACUCCAGCUAUCCGUUUCUAACCAAUUCUUGAUAACCAAGCAUUAUUGAAAUUCGUUUGUUGUCAUCAUCAUAGAACAGUAAUGAUGGUAAUGAUGAUGAUCAUAAUGACCAUCCCUCUUCCCUCUUCAUAAUUGCAGCAAUUCCGUUUUAGACGCACCACGUUUCUGUCUCUCUCAAUCAAUGAAAUAUGCCAUCUUUUGGAUUGGAAUUUAUUUCAUAGUAACAUAGAGAGACUUGUAGCUGAUACUAACGAUCAAAAUACCACUAUUAUUAAUAACCACAAUAAUCAUUAUCAUUAUUACUAUCAUAACGAUGAAACUGCUCCUAAUAUUAUGGUUAUUAUCAUCAUUAUUCUUACUGCUAUUAUUCUGAUCAAUGUAGUCAAAUGUUAUUGGAACAUAAUUUGAAAUAAAAGCAAUAUUCCUAUCUAGAA
Tigriopus californicus is the source of this 3500-nucleotide messenger RNA. RefSeq names its product band 7 protein AGAP004871-like. NCBI's taxonomy places the organism in Eukaryota, Metazoa, Arthropoda, Copepoda, Harpacticoida, Harpacticidae. The transcript is spliced from 10 exons. The record is from RefSeq and is a predicted model, not a curated record. The coding region runs from base 1258 to 2637 and encodes 459 amino acids. Gene Ontology annotation, cellular component: plasma membrane.